ACCGGCGGCGGCGGCGGCAGCAGCAGCAGCAGCAUCAAAGAGCCCUGAUUCCUGCCGCCCUGGGAGCCAUGCGCUGCUGUCUGUAAUGUCAGCGGAACAGGAGAAGGACCCCAUCGCGCUGAAGAGAUCCCGAGGUGGUGACAGUGGAUUGGAUGGGUUAGGAGGACCAGGAGUACAACUUGGAAGCCCUGAUAAGAAAAAGCGCAAAGCAAAUACACAGGGAUCAUCAUUUCCUCCUCCAUCUGAAUAUGCUCCACCGCUGAAUCCAAGCUCUGACCACCUUGUAGCUGCAAAUCCAUUUGAUGACAACUAUAAUACUGUGUCUUAUAAACCACUUCCUUCAGGAAAUCCAUAUUUUAGUAAUCCUGGUUAUCCUGGCUUUGGAGGCUAUAACACUUUCAGAAUGCCACCUCACAUGCUGCCCAGAGUGUCCUCGCCAUAUGGUGGUUCUUACUCCCUCAGAAACCAACCACAUCCCCUUCCUCAAAACCCUGUGGGAAUGGGUUUUAGCCGACCCCACUCUUUCAGCUUUGGUCCACAUGAUAACCCAGGUUUUGGGAAUCAACCACCUUAUAGUAGUGGUCAGAUAAAUCAAAAUGUCAAUAUGCCUGGUCAGCAUUUCAGACCAAAUCCUGGUGAGAACUUUGGUCAUUCUGGUCAGAUACCUCACCCUGACAUGCCAUCUAACUUUGGUCCUGGAAACAAUCCAAAUUUUCCAAAUUCUCAGCUAGAGUCAAACCAUUCUUUUGUUCCUCCACCAAACACGUACAACCAGACAAAAUCGUCAGCUCAAAAGCAAGACUUUAGUCAAGGUGCAAGCAAGGCGUCCAGCCAGAACACUGCUGCUCAUCAGCAUCAUCACAGGACAGAGGACAUUGUAAGUCAAGGUAACAGUGACCUAAAAAAUGUUACUCGAAACAAUGUGGUAAAUCAGGAUAAUAGCCAUUCUAAUAAUGCUGAUAACACUAAUGCUGGCCAUUCAAAUGGGACUCAGAGUAAGUCCCGCCAGCCUCGAGGUACUGCUGAAGGAUGCAGCUCUGAAAAGAGCAGCAAAACACCCCUUCAUCCCAGUCGUCAUGGUCACUCGUCCUCUGAACCCGUCUAUCCAUGUGGGAUUUGUACACAUGAAGUUAAUGAUGACCAGGAUGCCAUCCUGUGUGAAGCCUCUUGUCAAAAAUGGUUUCAUCGCAUCUGUACAGGCAUGACCGAGUCAGCUUAUGGCCUUCUUACAGCAGAAGCAUCAGCAGUAUGGGGUUGUGAUACUUGCAUGGCUGACAAAGAUGUCCAGUUAAUGCGUACGAGAGAGACCGCAGGACCACCUACAUUGAAUACAGAUGGCUAACAAUGUGAAUUGGUGGUAGUGGUUGAAAUACUUGCUACGAAGAUUUGGUUACAAAUUGCGUACUUUGCUUUCUGCAGACAAUCGGUUGUGUUUGAUUGCUGUCAUCUUUUUUUCCCUAGUCUGUUUUCAUUCAUAAACUUCCAUCUCAGCUUUUGUACUCUUUGUUUUAUGCGUGCAAAUGUUUUACAGGAUGGAAUGUUUUUUUGUUUCUGAUUAAACUGUAAAACAUAACUGACAAUUGAUCAGAAGUAGGAUGUGCAUUGACAAUUUUACUGAAGGCAAAAAUGUGCCUGUAUGAAUACCCCCUAAUUUGCUGGUGUUAAUGUGUUAACUAACACUAGCAUUUAGUGCUUGGUUUUAAUGGUACUAUAUUUGCAAGUACUCAUUACAUUUUUUUGGGUGGGGUGUGUGUGUGAAUGUCCAUUACUAAUGUUCUUGCUAUCCUUUCUUUGAAUAUAGUGGAGAUGACACGGAAGAAUGUGCAGUACUGAUAGUUUUUAUUUUAGGGAAAAUACAGAGAAUUUCAUAUGUGCUUUUUCCUAUUUUUGAAGUAAAGCAUUAACAUACUAUUAAAAAAUUGAUGACUUCAUGCUUAGUAACACAAUGAAACCUGCUAACUCUUACGCAUUUAUAUUUCCUUGAAAAGACAAUGAUCUCUUUUGACUUCUCAGCAAAUACUUACUUGCUGAAGACUCUUGCUAGGUCUUGCAGUAUUUGGAAAUAGUUACAAAAUAUGAUUACUUUGGAAAAAGAACACAUCAAGUUUAUGAAGUCCAGUGCUUUAAAUCCAGAGAAUACCAAAACUAGGGUUGCAUAAGUAACUAUUUAUCUGAAGCACAUGCAUUAGGAUACAGUCUCUGCAUCUGUCACAGUUGUGCAAUCAUGCACCUCUCUCUCAUCCUUUCUCAUUGAUGGUUCUAGCCUCCCACCUCUGUGCUGCCUGAAAAUUGUGAAUGAACUAGUGCAGGGAAAGUCCUGCCCAUCUUCUUGGGCUUUCAGCUAGAGCCUGCUCGGUCAUCCUGAGCUUACACAGUCCACUUGGCAUGAAGGAGGGUGCAAAGCAAUAGAGUGUGCUCAGCACAGGCUCCAAAUUGCAAGAUAAUUUGGCCAGCAAAGUCUUAAAACUGAAUUCCCACCACUGCCUCAGCCAGUCCUGCAGUGAGGGGGUGGGAAGUCCAGGGUGAAGAAAAAUACAGCUUUCACAUCAGUUGAGUUUAGCUUACAUCAGGAGCAAGUAAUAGGAAGUUUAGCUUCUUUGCUAAACUUGAUAUCCUACUGACAAGUAUGAAUGGCACCAGAGCUUCAAGUGCGAUGCUAAGAAUUCUAUUUUAAUAUGGGUAAUUUGAUCUUAUUCUUGAUCUCAAAAAUACCCCCCUCUUCUUUUUUUUUUUUUUUUUGUUUGCUCUAUUGUGGGGAAACAUCUAGCCUUGAAGACUUCAGCCUUAGCAGUGUGAUAAAGUUGCAUAUGCAACUAAAAAUGAGUUUUUCUGUAGAGAGAAGUGUUGUUUUAACUUAAUAAAAGGUGGCGCUGUAAUAACAGACUCUGCUUGUAAUACCACUGUGCUGGAAACUUCUAGUUUUUAAACAGCAAUUAAAUCGUAUGUCAAGCAUUACAGGUACUAGUCAUGUUCCUUAAUGUGAUAAAUUGUUCAGGUCUGUGGUGAUGAAUGAUGUAGGAGCCUAUACAGAAUACAGUUGUCUGUAUGAAGAGGUAGUUCUUAUGGUAAGCUAUGCUAAUGAGUGAAAAGUAAGGUCUGUUUGCUAGUUCACCAUUGUGUUUGAUUUUAAAUGGGCUCUACUGUGGUACUUUCCUGGAAGAUACUGUGCAGAUCAACAUAACUGUCCUUGUUUUAUUUUAAAAGUGACAAGUUUUACGUACUGUUUUACUGGAGAAGUGCAGUAUUGCCCUCCUUUUUUGUCUUGCCUCUCAUUGGGAAGAAGGAAAUAAUUAGUCUAAAGGGUAAAUGACACAAUUCAUAUCUUGAGGAUUUCCUAUAUGGAGAUGUAAAGAAAGUGUAAUGCAGAUCCAGAGCUGCUGUUUUCAUCACUAUUUGCUUUAUUUAGUACAACUUAAUCUUGUUUUGUUAGAGGUGUGAUAUUUAAAAACAAACAACAAAAAACCAAUGAAGCAACAACCUCUGUUAGAGAGAUUUAUUCUUCAGUAGUUUUCCGAAUGACUGACUGACUGUUAGAAUUUGCUUUUGGUAUCUAAAGUAGAAAUUAAACCAAACCUUGUUUAGAUUGAUCUGUUCCUCUGGGAAUCAGUUUUAUCUCUGCAACAAUUUGCAUUGUGAAGGUAGUGGAGCUGAUUUAGACCUACAGCAAUGUAAAUGAAAUAAAAAAUUUUGCUCAGUGAAAAUUCAGCAAAAGCUCCAAUGAUGAUAUUGUUACCCAAGCAUGCUGUUUACUAUACCUUUCCCACUCCCAUACCCUGUUCCUGUUGUGAGAAGAUGUUUGGGCCAUUUGUUCUCAGAAGUCCAAUCAAUGUUUUAACAUUUUGGAGCCGACAUAGUAUUUAAAAUAGCCAUGUAUUUCUUAAUCUCUUCCUCAACCCUACCUGAAGUUAGGCAAGUGUUUUCUGUAUUAGCUAGCAAGACAUAAGAAUUUAAAUAUAGUGUUCUUACAAACUUAAAAUCAACUGGAAUAUCAUUUUAUAAGACCUUAAAUUGUGUAUUUGUGAAACUAACAAUUUAUUUCAGUUUUUCUAAACUGGUACUAUGUUAGGUUUGUAACCCAGUAAACUUUCUGUGUCUGUUAACCUACAAAUUCAAGGCAUUAGCAAAUGCCAGUUAUAUCAAAUAAAAACAAAUUAACAACAAAACCAAACUUGUUAUCACACUGAUCAUAGAGAUAUGACUGAUUAGGAUCUCCAAAAGUCAUCCAGCCAAUAUGCUUGCCCUACUGAUACACUCUUGGCAUAUCUGGACUCUUUUAUCUAUAGAGAGGGUUUUACUUUGUUUUUCUCUGCAUGUAUUGACUAGUAGUAGUUCAAGUAUGCACAGGAAAAACAACAAUCAUGUUUUGUUAGUAAGGUACUAGGAAAACAUCAGCUGGUUAGAAUUAGAAAUUAGUUAUAGAAGGGCGGGUGGGAGGGAGGGUUGAUUAGAAUAGGUGAGUUUUUUUGUAGUACUCUACAAGAAACAAUUUGUAUUCAACUAUCAUGUGCUUCUUUCGUUACUAGUGAUUUAGACUGUACUGGUGCUGCACACCAAAAAUAUUGCAAAGUUUUUGUAAAUCUUACAAACCUUAACAUUUUUGUGGGAAAUGCCUGUGUCCUUUUUAAAUAGCUCCUUGUCAUGGUCAGAAAUGCAGCCUAUAUUGCCCAAAAUGUUCUCCCACCGCCAGCCCCCGGCUGAAAGAAACAGAUAUAAACUGGAUUGAACUGUUCUUAAUACUUAGGUGGUUGUUUUUUUUUUUUUUGCCCGAGACCAGUUUUAAAUGAGAAAAUAUGUAAUUUGCUCUUUAAAAUACUUCUUUUAUUGGUGUCACGGUAAGUGACAGUGCUGCUUAUAGGCUAGAGGGUAGAUAUAAAAAAUCCUGUUUCUGGCUGUUUUACUGAUCCCUUCUACAACUUGAGACAAGCAAGGUUAACUGUUUGUGCCUCAAUCUCUUCUUUCAGAAGAUGGGACUAAUGCUUACUUCCUGAGGGUGUUUAGAGGCCUAGUUAUUAUUUGAGAUCUUCAGAUGAAAGAGACUAGAGAAAAGUAAUAAAAUUUUCUGCAUUUAAAACAAAAAUAUAAUGUGGGGGGCUGUUCAAAGAAGAACAUACUUUGUGACCUCUGAAGUUUUUCAUCUGAGAACCAGUUUUGUAAUCACAUUUUUCAGGCUUAACUUCAAGCAUGUAAGAAUUAACGAAGUCAGUGGAACUGCAUGCACACAGUCAAGAACAUUUCAAAGUGUUUGCAGUUUGGGGCCUAUGCUGUUUGCAAGUGAAAUGCUUUUUAUGGUUUGAGAUUUUUACAAAAUCAAUGGUGUUAAAAUGUAGCACCUUUUUAAUAUUUGUCUUUAUUCCAACUUAAUACAGUAACACAGCUGCAUUAAAUAUAUCACUUUCAUUUUAUAAAUAAACAUUGCCUGGCAGUAGAAGUAUUGGUGUAACAUUUUUAAAAAAGGAAGUCAUGCUUCUUAUCAUGUUGUAUGUGACUUAAAUGACUGUUUCAUAUUAAAACUAAUCUUUCCUUAUGUACUGCUUAAAUAUACCUGUUUUGGGAUAUCAGUUCAGUACUUUUUAUACAAUCUUGAAUGUGUUCCACAUUGGUGACAUGUAUUUUUGCAACAACUUUUUUGUUUUGAUUUUAAAUUAGAGCAUGUCUGAAGUAAUACAUGCAUUAGUGCUGUGGUGUGUGGCAAAGUUAAUGUAUGUAAUUCAAAUUGGAAAAAAGUUUCCAGACUUUGUCCAACAUUAACCCUGUGGCCAGGGAUUAAAUUACUAUGUAAUACAGAUUAUUUCAUAUCAUGAUGUGUUUUAAGCUACUCUAUGAAGUAUGUGAAACAUUAUUGUUUAUGGAUUGGUAGCUGGCGUGGUAUCUUGCAUUAGAACGAGGUAUGAGAGAUGGUAGCAAUUCAUGGUAAUUAAAACUGACUACUUUUCAAAACACGCAGCACUUACGUGCAUUGUCAUCUUGUUGCCAUAACUGUUAGUAUGAAUUUCUUAAUAUUAUCCACUGACAAAUGGGUGAACAUUUGGUAAUAAGCUCAUGGGUGUGAAAAUUCUAUUCUAACACUCUACUUGGUUUACAAAACAUGUAAUUUUUGUAUCUAUUGGAUGUGAUUAGAUAUAUGCAGGAGGAUGUAGAACUGGAUGUAUUUUAAAGUUAUUCUGCAAUUACUAAGUUUUGUCUGAAGCUUUCUAUAUUAGAAUAGAUUCUUCCUUAAAAUUGGAAAAUAAAGUGUACUUAGCAGAACUCUUAAGGCAAUAUAACUAUCCUACACUACAUCUUGAGUUAUGCACAUUCACUUGUUUGUAUGGAACUCCUCUGAUUUCUUGUUGGCUUAUGCUUUAUAUGGAAAUAAAGGGUCCCUUUAGUGCCCUAGUGUUGUGUGUCAUCAGUUCUGAGUUAAUUAAUUCUGAAUGGUGUUCAGCCCCUUGGAGGUGCUGCCUAUAGCUUAAAGUAUUCAAUGUUGCCCUCAGUUUCCUGGUUCAGAAAUGGCUUAUCCCAACAUCACAGGGAAUUACCUAUUUUUGUAUUGUUUGCCGUACAUGAUUAAUUUUCCUCUUCAUGUUCACACUGUCUGUCUCAAAAUAAUUUUUGAUCCAACCCCACCUUUUUACGCAGAGGUUUGUGCACUGUAAUUCAGGAAUUGCUGUAUUGGAGACAGUUUGGGAUUGGAGUCAUGAGAGAUGUUGUAUCUAUUCCUAGACACUCAUCUUCUAAAGGAUGGUCUAAAUCUGAACUUCCAUAUAACUUAUGGAGGGCAAGCUUUUAAUAUAUUUCUUCUUUUUUUUUUUUUUUUUGGUCUUCCUUGAUAUUUUUUUCUGAAAUGUGAAAUAAUAUGCGGUUAUUGAGGGAUUUUUACUUAAAAGACAGUCUGUCCUCCAAGCUUUUGUAUAUGGCCUUUAGAGCAGACAGUGUUCUUUAGGGCCUUGUGACUUGGAAUUUUUUUGUCCACAUUCUCCUUUCAGUGUUAAAGAUGAGUUGAAAAAGGCAAGUUACCAAUCUACUGCCAUCCAAACAGUGCAAAUAUAAGCUGAUUAAGAUUGUUGACAUUUAUUUUUUUUGUUAAUAAUGAUGUGAUAUUUUACCUUUUAGAAGAACAUAUAUCAGAAUCCAAUUCAAGUGUUCUUGGAAAAUGUAUAUGGUAGAUUUUGUCCAGCACUGUAUGUAAUUUUGUUGCUUUCUGUUGUCUGGUUUCAGUUUCUUUUAAAAUAAAGAUAAUUUUUGCGGGGAA
Harpia harpyja (harpy eagle) is the source of this 7231-nucleotide messenger RNA. It is a transcript of the gene PYGO1, whose product is annotated as pygopus family PHD finger 1. The record is from RefSeq and is a predicted model, not a curated record. NCBI's taxonomy places the organism in Eukaryota, Metazoa, Chordata, Aves, Accipitriformes, Accipitridae. Bases 86 to 1342 code for a protein of 418 amino acids. The transcript is spliced from 3 exons.